AUGGACUUACCUGUGUUCCAACUCCAGACCCCGGAGCCACAGUGCUUCCCCGAAUCCACACGGCACGAUUCGCCCCAUCAUCAUCUAGAUAGGACACCAGAUCCUUCUAUCAUAGCCGAUUUCUUCGGGUAUCCUCCCGCCUUUACGCAGCAAUUCGCUCCUGCUGCAGACGCGGCGUUUGAGCGUCAAGCUGGACGAGCAAUGCAUAUUCUGUCUUUGCCACCACCGAAUUCAUUUGCGCCUACGCCAUUCGGGCGACGUCAAGAGGCAGGGAGUAAUCAGAAACGGUUGCAUCCGCAGUUCAGUCCCGGUCGACCUGAACUCAAUAGCUAUCCAUCACCGCCCAUGUCAGAUUCUCACUCUCCCCACCGGCGAUCAGUCCAGCUUGUCGAACAGGAAGGACAUCACCAUCCAUAUCCCCCACCACUAGGAGAACCUCGCAGAUUGGAAGGCCUUCCGCCCCCGCCUCCUCCAUCUUUCGGUCACCAUCCCACGACAAGUAGCCAUGGUCUCCAGCAUCAGCGCCCAUUGUAUCCUGGGGAUGCCCACCAUGGACCUCAGCCCGUGCAAUUCCAGCCAGGACGUGCAAUUGAACCCCCUACCUACGGAAGUGGACAUAUGGCACAGAAUUACGGAUAUGGGUAUCCUCCUUCGAGUGUGCCUCCAUUCUAUGGCGCGCAAGGUCCGGGUCCCCAAGGUCAAUCAGCUGCUAUAAUCGCCCCGCCGCCAUUACGGGCAAGUAAGCCAGCAAGGAGAACGAAGGCACAUGUAGCUUCAGCUUGCGUCAAUUGUAAGAAGGCACAUUUGAGUUGUGAUGUUCAGCGGCCUUGUGGGCGAUGUGUCGCAUCCGGUAAACAGGAUACCUGCAAAGAUGUUCAGCACAAGAAGAGGGGAAGACCGCGAUUAAGGGAUGAUAAGGAUUUCGGCAGGGCCGAGGAAGGACGACCGCCACCGACUCAAUUGCUAGGCUCCUUGUCUAGUCCCGCACAGGAUACUUACGGACAACAGUCGCCAUUCCAAUCGCAACAUCGUACAACUGACCCUCUCCGGACAAUUCAGAGGACCGGAGGAAGUAGCGAAGAUCUCUCGACCGCACACUCGCAACAGUCUGUUGGUGGACACGCAUCGAACGUUGCCGCCUACAACGCAACUCCGUCUUCUCCAUACGCAUCCGGCCCAAAUGCAUCGUACCAGUCGCUGCCCGUUGCUUUCCUGAACCUUGACCUCGUUGUUCUCAAGUCGAACCAAGCGUUCCAGGAUCUAGUUUCGUUCCUUGGCGAUACCCGUGGAAAGAACCUCUCUGAUUUGUUAGAAGCUCGACAGUUAGAUGUCCUACACCGGAUGCGAAACGAACUGCGAGAGGAGCGGGAUGAACGAGAGCCGGCCUACAUGGCACCCAUCACACCGAUCGGACAGAACCCCCUCGACACCAUAGCGGAGCGUGACGUGGAUCAGGUUAGUCAGGGUUAUACCAAGAGGCCAUUCCUCUUGAAUUUCCGGCUCCCGAAUGGACAACAUCAGAGCCUUCAAACACAAAUUCGACUUGCAAAGACGUCAUUGUACUUUGUCACUCUUGUCGUGCACACGCCUCCACGUUCAACUGGACCGGCUCUGUUGACGCAACAGCUUGCUCCGACGACACCACUUCAUGCAUCGCAUUCACCCUCCGCUGCAGCUGUAACCCCACGAGGGGAGUAUGGUCCUCCUCCUAUUCGACCGGCCUCCUCGGCAAGCUCAGCACCAACGUCGCCGUAUUUCAGUUUGAACACCGUCCGAACCUCACUUCCAGCCAUUGGAUCAAGUGGAUACGGAAAUAGCCCCUCGUAUAACUAUUCUCCUACUGCGGGCCCCGAUCAGGGUUAUUUCCCAACAAUACAACCGCCGUCACAGCCUUCGGGGUAUCCAUCGCCAUACCCUCCUCCUAUUUCUCGAAGCGGUUCGUUGGCCUCGGUGCCAAUGCGGGAAUCGAAUCAAUCGUCACGCCUCGAAGGACUUCAACUUCCACCCAUCAGGACCACAUCAACGCAAGCCUUGCAGUCACCCAGACUUGCUGAGGCUUCCGACGCAUCGCGAGUCCGCCCUCGCGAUUCACCGAUCAGCGCCGAGCGACCCGAUACGCCCGAAACUGGGAAGCGGAGGAGGUUAAACUUACAGGAGGUUCUACAUUGAUUCAGGUAUAUGCCUUCGACAGUAGGGGUUUGCAUCUUUCA
Messenger RNA from Aaosphaeria arxii CBS 175.79, 2210 nucleotides. RefSeq lists its product as uncharacterized. Bases 1 to 2169 code for a protein of 722 amino acids. The transcript is spliced from 2 exons. NCBI's taxonomy places the organism in Eukaryota, Fungi, Ascomycota, Dothideomycetes, Pleosporales. Gene Ontology annotation, biological process: regulation of DNA-templated transcription. Gene Ontology annotation, molecular function: DNA-binding transcription factor activity, RNA polymerase II-specific; zinc ion binding. The record is from RefSeq and is a predicted model, not a curated record.